Mobula hypostoma (lesser devil ray) is the source of this 2715-nucleotide messenger RNA. It is a transcript of the gene mab21l3, whose product is annotated as mab-21-like 3. The transcript has 4 exons. Lineage: Eukaryota; Metazoa; Chordata; Chondrichthyes; Myliobatiformes; Myliobatidae. Bases 1191 to 2075 code for a protein of 294 amino acids. The record is from RefSeq and is a predicted model, not a curated record.
UAAAGAUGUUAUUCCCAGUAUCAUUCUUUCCUGUUCACCAAAAAUAAUUCCAUCAAUUGGGUUCUGUUAAAGCAAGCAUCUACUGCUGAGGGUUAUGUUCUUGGUUAGUUCAUUAUUGCUCAUUUGAUAUAAAUAACAAAAUUUGAAAGAUACUACACAGUUAGACUUAUUCUUAGUGAAUCACAUCAAUCAGAACAUAACCGUAUGUAGUAUUUGGUCUGUUAUUCAGUCCUGAGUCAAACACAAUUAAUAGCCUCUUGGGCACAAUUUCUGACAGUAUUGAAUCUCAGUAAGGAAUCAGUGAAUCGUUAGCUGAGGAAAUUUUGGCAAAAGAGAAAAUGCAAAAUGGAAAAUGAUCUCAGUAUCAGAAUUGGGUUUAUUAUGAUGUUGAAAAUUUAUUGUUUUGUGGCAGCUGUACAAUGCAAGACAUAAAAAAAUCACUACAUUACAAUAAAAACUGGAGGAACAGAGAAGUAGUGUUCUUGGGUUUAUUGUCUGUUCAGAAAUUUGAUGGCAGAGAGGAGGAAGCUGUUCCUAAAGCAUUAAGUGUGGGUCUCCAGGCUCCUGUAAAUCCUCCCCAAUGGUAGUAACGAGAAGAGGCCAUGUCCCGGGUGGUGACGAUCCUUAAUGACGGAUGCUACUUCCUUGAGGCACAGUCUUUUGAAGAUGUCUUCAGUGGUGAGGUAGCUUGUGCCUGUGAAGGAGAUGCCUGAGUCUACAGCCCUGUGUACGUCUUUUGACAGAGAAUCAGUUUUGAUUUAUAGGUAGUUAAUAUUUUCCAAUCUUCUGAUUUUUGAACUAUUUCUGUGUGCCAUUCUCUUACUUAACAUUCUACACUGGCUUGCUCCUCAAACUAGCUAUCAAUCAUUAAUGACAUUGCUGUGUCAGUGACAGCAAUAUAAAGAACAAACCCAAAGUGGUAGCCUUGAGUUGUUUUGGUCAGAUAGUUUUCGGAAAUCGAUGAUCAAAUCAGACGUAAUCUUAUAAAGGCAAUCCAGCAUGUACACACUUUAAUCUAUUAUUUCAGAUAUAGUUUGUAGUGUUCACAAAUUUGUGCUUUUAAUAGUCAUGCCCAGAUCCCUUCAUUGUAUUCAAUUGUCCGUGCUGAGUGAAACUGUGGAGGGGAAUGGUAGUUUCCAAGCGGUGUCCUGCUUUUCUCGCAGGUUCAGUCACCAUCACAGCUUUUCAUUAUGAUUCCGGUGAGAGGUCUGUCCGCCUAUACAGAACGGAGGCUGCGCCAGUGGCGCUAUUAUACGUUGAAUGGCUCCAAGCUCAUCUCGCCUGUUCAAGAGCCUGAGAAGCUUCACCAGUGGUUGGAGGUCGAUCAAUUCCUUAAGAGUUCUCAAGAAUGGCACCAAUCAGAUGUCACUAUUGAAGGUGACGUUGUUCCUUCUAAAGUAAUUGCUAUCUGCAAAGCACUGCUUGAGAACACAAUCCAAUCUUCUAAUUUUCAAGGUAAGCAAGGAAAAGUCAAUAUCUUGGAAAGUGUUGGCCCUACCAUCCGACUUGCUGUGGAAACCUCAGAACAACAUGUGGAAGUGGAGCUGGUACCAGCCAUCGAAAUUGCCAACCACUGGCCAAAAAAGGCGCGCUGGCCACGGUUCCUGAAGCGUUGGCCAUCAAAAGAAAAGGCUCGAACUGUUAAGUCUUUUGGAUUUAAUUUAUUGGCAAGAUCAAAUUACCACUGGCAGCUCUCAUUCACACGUGCAGAGCAGGAGCUAUUAGAGGAUAUGGAUGACGAUGGUGGCUGUCGUCUGAAGUGUUUACAAGUCAUAAGAAAACUGAAGGAAGAUCACUGGUGUCCUGGAAAUAAACCAGUCAUUACAUCCUAUCAUCUACAGACAUUAUUGUUUUGGACCUGUGAGAAAUAUCCACGCUCUAAGGAUUGGAAAAACUUCCAGAAGUGUUUUCUGCGGUUGGUAAAGAAACUACAGAAAUGCGUGCUGCAGAGAUAUCUCCGACAUUACUUUGUAAAGAGUUACAACCUAUUUAAGUAUGCUAACACAAAUGAACUGGACAUAACAUCCCAGAAAAUCAAUGACUUCUUGAUGAACCCUGGUGUAUUCUUCCAUUGAAUUUGAUCAGCUUUGAUGUUAGCAAAUGACAGGUUCCACUGCACUAAAUAUUUUGAAACCCCAUCUUUUACCAAUCUUAAAAUUGUGUUGUUAUUUUUAAUACUGGGACCAGUAUACCAAUAGAUAUUACCAAUGAAUUAGUUACUACACAACUAUUUCUACCAGAUUUCUUUCCAUAGUUUUAAUAAGACUCUAACCUCCACUAAAAUUUAAGAGACAGAAACUUAAAAUUCUUAAGCAUUUAUUUGUUUACAUUGCUAACAUUCUUUUCUGUAAUGUGAUAAAAGGUUUAAAUAUCUUUGUUUAAAAUGAUUUGUUGCUCUGGACACAUAUUCUAUAAAGAAUAAUUAGUCUUUUCAAAUUAAGCAUUUUUUAUCUGCUUUUGCUGUGCAAUGCUUUUUUUAAAAAAAAGAUGUGUUACCUGCAGCCACUGUUCAGUAUUCAAUGAAUUGCUAAUUUCCAAUUGCCAUUGAGUAUCUAAAAUAUUUAGUAAACCAAAUUAAAGACACUUUCCAAACCUCUAAUUUAACUUAUUUAUUCCCACUGCUGCACUUUGCUAAUAUAUACGUAUUUCUUCUUUGGGAAUCCUACUGUUCAGCCCAAGUGCCAAUGAAGAUGUGUGUUAAAUAAAGGAUUUACA